Molecule: messenger RNA, 1692 nt
Organism: Eupeodes corollae
Lineage: Eukaryota; Metazoa; Arthropoda; Insecta; Diptera; Syrphidae
Gene: par-6
Product: partitioning defective 6 homolog gamma
Exons: 5
Coding region: 180-1154 (324 amino acids)
Biological process (GO): centrosome cycle
Molecular function (GO): protein binding
Source: RefSeq, a predicted model, not a curated record
GACAAAACACAAAUGCAAAUCCUUCAAAAUCUUUUACACGGCAACUUAAAAUCGCGCUUAUGUGUGUGCAUGUGAUGUUAUUUUUUGUUAAAUUAUUUUAAGUGUUUUCUUUUUAAACUUUUAUUUUGUUUUAUACAAUAAAAUUUUUGUUAAACUAAAUAUAAAUACAUGUUUUGAAAAUGUCCAAAAACAAAAUAAAUAUCACAAAUACUGAUUCCGAAGUUAUAGAAGUCAAAUCAAAGUUCGAUGCGGAAUUCCGUCGAUGGGGCUUCAAGCGCAAUGAGCCGACAACUUUUGAAAAUUUUUCUGCCUUAAUUGAACAACUACAUAGACUUAAUAAUAUACAAUUUUUGAUUUUAUACAUUGAUCCUCGUGAUAAUGACUUAUUGCCUAUUAAUAACGAUGACAAUUUUGGAAGAGCCUUAAAAACCGCAAAGCCUUUACUAAGAAUUAUUGUCCAGAGAAAAGAUUAUUUUGAAGAUUUCUCUGGAUAUGGAACUAUGAAACCACGUAGUAAUAUAAUAAGUAGUAUUCUUGGACAAACACCAGUAAAGACUAAGGCCCCAACCAUAUCAAAUCCGCAUGAUUUUCGACAAGUUUCGGCUAUUAUCGAUGUUGAUAUUGUGCCAGAAACAUGUCGUAGAGUGCGUUUACUUAAGCAUGGUAGCGAUAAGCCAUUAGGAUUUUAUAUAAGAGAUGGAACCUCAGUUCGUGUCACAGCGAGUGGACUAGAGAAACAGCCAGGUAUAUUUAUAUCUCGAUUGGUACCUGGUGGUUUGGCAGAAAGCACUGGUUUGUUAGCUGUUAACGAUGAGGUAUUGGAAGUAAACGGCAUUGAAGUCGCUGGAAAAACUUUAGAUCAGGUCACCGAUAUGAUGGUCGCAAACAGCUCGAAUCUUAUUAUAACAGUCAAACCAGCCAAUCAAAGAACUUUGACUACACCCAGGAGGGGUUCAUUUUCUCGAAAUAGUCAAUUGUCUAGCGGUUCUCAUCAAACCAACCACACCAACACAUCAGAUGAGAUCGAACAAGACGACCAAGAUGAAAUAGUCGAUUUGACUGGAGUGACUCUCGAUGACCAACAACACAACCACAUCCAACCGACUCCGCCCAAUGCAGCUACAGAGUCCAAAGACGGCGUUUUGCACUUAUAAGAAAGAAAAAAAAAUAAAUACAAUUAAUUAAGAAUAAACAUAAAGUAAACAAAAAAAUAACAUUUUUCUAAUCCAAUUGCAUGGUAAUUUAUAAAUUAUUAUUAUACUAUUGUUCAAUUCUUAAAUCAACCUACAAACAAAAAAAAAAACACUCAAAAAGACGUAUGUACUUAACUAUUAAGCAAUAAAAGACAACCGAAAACAAAAUUACUGUUCAUAUUAUACAACCACACAAGUGUACACUUAAAAAAGAAAAGUUUAAACUAAAUACUAUUAUAUAAUAAUUCAUUGUUUUAUACUCAAUGAAUCUUUUUUUUUAUAUAUCACGCAGCUAAAUAUACAAAAUUAUAUACAACUGUUUUGAACGGUUUUCGCAUUGGAAUUGUUAUGAAAUAACUAAAAUAAAUCAAACAAAAUUAAAAAUUUAAAAUAAAUUAUAAAAUCGCGAUUUAACAAAAUUUAUUUAAUAAAACAAAAAUUAAAAUAACUAAAAUCAAAUUUAAAUAUAUAUUAAAAAAAACAUCAUCACUGUAAUCAU